This is a messenger RNA of Stomoxys calcitrans (stable fly), 3809 nucleotides long. RefSeq names its product E3 ubiquitin-protein ligase goliath (gene gol). NCBI's taxonomy places the organism in Eukaryota, Metazoa, Arthropoda, Insecta, Diptera, Muscidae. The record is from RefSeq and is a predicted model, not a curated record. Bases 1514 to 3322 code for a protein of 602 amino acids. The transcript has 9 exons.
AGAGUGUUUACCACCAUUCAGUUGUCCGCCAGUAUCUGCAGUGGGUUGUUGGCCCAGUGAGAUUGCUUUACAAUUCAAAAAAAAAAUUAAAAAUUAAAACAACAAAAAUUCGAGAGAAUCAAAACAACAAAAUAAAAAAAAUAUUCAAACAACAAUAAAAAGAAGAAAACAGCAGCAUUUCUGUGAUACCAAUCCAAAGUUGUCAGAUUUUCCAAGUUCGAUGUCUGCCUAAAAACCAAAUAGCGAGCAAAAAAAAAAACACAAAUAAUAGGUCGCUCAAACAGAGAAAGACAGUCGGAAAAAACCAAAAAGACAUCCCAAAACAUAAAAAUUUGUGAAAAUUCAACAAAAACGCGUUGGUCUCUGUGAAGUUGGAUGGGUGCUAGCGAAACAAGUUUGCCAAUAGUUUGUCUGUGGUCCAAAGCAAAAUCCACGAAAAGCCUCAAAACUCUAUACCCAAACCUACUACUACACCCCCUCUCUUGACGCCACCAAAGGCCAAUUGCUGAAACUGACUACUGGCUGACUGAUGAGGGGAGUUUGGCCCCAAAAAAGCAUUGCUUCGAUUUUAAACAAAAGUUGUUUGUUUUUUUUUUUUUUUUUUUUGUUUAAUCCCAAAAAUUCUAAAUAAUAAUGCGACUACUUGACUACUAAGUCCACAUAAGUGCCAUUUGUUAUUGUAUUUGUUGAUGUUUGUUCUAGUUCCAAAUUAAGUGAAGUGCUGUUCGAGUGAGUGCUGAUUGUGUUGGUGGUGCUUCAAAAUAAAUCCCUAUAUCUUAAUGCUUGAUGUAGAAAAAAAGCUACGAGCAACGUAGUGCAGUGCAAAGAUAAAAAUUGGUGAAAAAACACGAUAAAAAAGUUAAAAACAAGAAAAUUAGUCGCAGCACUCUAAAUUAUACAAGAAAAAAAAAACAAAAAUAAAUAUAUAUAAGAAACAGGCACUGACAGCGGCAGAUAGCAACAUUUCCAGUCCCAAACAGCAGUGUUUUUAGCAGUGGAAACAACACAAAAUCAAAAUACAGCAAAGACAGCCAACUAGCCGACAGCUGAAAACUUUAUCAUCAUAAAACGACAACAUUUGCUGGAGAAGGUUGACGUUUUUAUGAAAUUUUCUCUAAAGACUUAGUUCAGCAAACUUUUGUCUAAAGCCUUUCCAGAAUACUGGCGACAUUGGCAGCGAAAAGUUGACAAAUUUUACAUCGAAGUCUUGGAAAGUCUUUUUGCGCAACGGAACAAAGAACCACUGAGACAGAGAAAUUGUGAGAGACAGGAAACACGAGAGUUAAUAAAAGAAAAGCGUUGAACAACAAAAAGAAAACAUCAAAAGACCAAUGAUCCCUAGCAAACGAUCAAAAAUAGAACAAAAAAUAAGUCAAUCGCAGCCCAUUCAAUAGCCACAGGAACUGAGACCACAAAGUCGUCAAUACCAUCAAACGUUAAAGGGUGAGAGUGAGAGGGAGAAGGGUAGCGAAGACAUCCAGCAACUUCAAAAGCCUUGUGAUUUACCAUAAAAAUGGAUAAUAGUCGAGAGCUGCUGCUUUUGCUUUUGUGUUUGGGGCUAAUGGGUGGUCGACCUUCCUCCCCCAGCGCAACUCUGGUGUCAGCCAUGUCCAUUGCUAACCAGGACUUGGAGCGUUAUUUCCGCUCGGUCAAUACCACCCAGACAUUGGCAGCCGAGGAGCGCAUCACAGCGGACAUCUACACCUAUGCCUUCCUCAACUUUAGCUAUGUGGAGAAUCACGAGUUGCAAGUCAUCAAUUUCAACGAGGAGAAGGCCCGCUAUGGCGAGGGCAAAAUAUUCAAUGUCCAUGGCAAGCUGGUGCACAUCAGUGAUGCCGAGGACAUCAAAGACGACACUGCCUGCUCGGGCAAUAUCCUGGGCACCAAUGGCCAGCCCACACCUGCCGAAGGCAUCACCUGGAUAGCUUUGGUCCGUCGCGGCCGUUGCACCUUCGAGGAGAAGGUCAACAAUGUCUACAAGAAGAGGGCCUCGGGCAUCAUCAUUUACAAUGACAAGCAGGUGAUGAGCCUGGAGAAAAUGCAAAUCAAAGGCAAAACACGCAAUAUAACGGCGGUGAUAACUUAUCAAGACAUUGGCGAAGAUAUUGCCAUGAGAUUGGAUGACGGUGUCGAUGUGACCGCCCAUAUUAUUGAGGGCCGCAGCGGCAUGAGACCCAUAAACAGUCUAAACAGAACCUCAGUGCUGUUUGUGGCCAUAUCCUUUAUCAUACUAAUGGUGAUAUCACUAGUCUGGCUAAUAUUCUACUACAUACAGAAAUUCAGAUAUAUGCAGUCCAAAGAUCAACAGUCGCGUCAGCUGUGCUCAGUUACUAAAAAGGCCAUUAUGAAGAUACCCACCAAGACGGGCAAGAGUACAGAUGAGAAGGAUGCAGAAUCAGACUGUUGUGCCAUAUGUAUUGAGACCUAUAAGGCCUCCGAUCUGAUACGAGUGCUGCCAUGCAAGCAUGAGUUCCACAAAAAUUGCAUAGAUCCCUGGCUGAUUGAGCAUCGCACAUGCCCCAUGUGCAAAUUGGAUGUGCUAAAGUUCUAUGGUUAUGUGUUUCUGGGCAGUGAAGAAAGCAUUCUGGAGUACGAACCGGAUGUUGUAGGGACAGCAACUAAUACCAAUGCUGGCAACAGCUCCAAUCACAGGCAAAGUGGAGCCUUAGCUGAUCUAAUCAGAAGUCGUGAUUUUGUUAUAGAUUUUCCAAGGAUUUUCGUUUUAGAGGCUGGCACCAGCACAGGACGCAGAGAUUCAUUGUUAAUAGAUUUGCCCGAGAGAUCGCAAUCAUCGAUGGCAUUUCCCCAGGCCAAGGACUGGAUGUAUUCGGUGGCAAAUAAGCUGGAGGAGCAGCAUGGUUUAAGGAGACCAAGAAAAUCCAGUCAACGAACAGAAAUGCAAGAGAAUCUGUUAAUGGUGCGCUGUGACGCAGUGAAAAAGCGACGUUCUCGUUCCGCAGAUGGACGUUAUUUUUUGAGGGCCCGCGAUAGUGACAAAGACAUCAAUAGCGGCGAUGACGAGGGAGCCUGCGGAGGCUGUGACAUACCACCCAUGGAGCUACUUACUCGUCGCAACAGCAAUUCAUCCACCCACCUGACACCCUGCCAUCCUCCACCACAAGCCUUGAAAUUUGAUUAUCUAAACAGACGUCUAAAAUCCAAGCCACCACGCAGCGAUGGCACCGACAAUCCAAUGGAUAUAAGCCAGGCGUCCACGCAGCAGCCACAACAGGGCCAACAGGAGUUGGCCGCCAAACCCAUACCCAGCAUUAACAUUAAAAUACAAAUAAAUGAUGAAAGUGACAACAUUGAGUUGCCUUAAAACUCAACUGACAGCCUAGCAAAAUAAGCAUCUAGUGUUGAAAAAGGAAACUUUGCAGACUUUAAACAGCAUUUUUAGUAAAAAAAACAUUCCUUUAUUUAAGAUGGCAAAAAGGAUGCUUUAAUCUACCACUGAAAGUCUUUAUCAAUGUUGACGUUCUCAUAUUUCUUUAAGAUUCAAAAUUCUCAACACUAGACCUGUUUUUCUUUAAAUGGCAGCCUUUGGGCUUAAUGGCAACGAACUUGAUUAGAAAGACAUUUUCUUGCUACAGAAUAAAUAAUUGAUUAGAUAGAAGAUAUACAUGCAACAUACAUAUACACACACUACUAUACUUAGUUCAACAAAGUUAUGUGACUUGUCUGUAUGAGUUGUCCAUGUAAUUGGCAAUAAGCUUAAAGUAAAAUAAAUUAAAAUUGUGUUGUAGUUUUGGUUAGACAAAUUUUUCAUUAAAAAAAACACAAACAUAAAAUGUUUAGAAACACCUUAA